GUCCCGUAUUAUCGCAUCGUCGCAAUCUUCAGUUGCUCCCCACCACUUUUUCCCCUUCCCUACCACGAGAACCUUGUCGCGUGUUUUUGGCGUCCUGAAUGAUAGCUCGGCCGUCGGGGAUGGUCGUUCUUUAAUGGCACUCACUUCAAUCUUACCUUAGCCGACUAGUUUGUGCAACAAUCGCGUGUUUCCUCGCCGCCCAACCGACGACAAUGCCGUGGCCUUACAUCGAUACGCCGCGCACCGAAGUGGAUGGGAACGCGACCUAUCUCACCAACGGCUACCGCAGCGUGGGCCGACCCAAUUUAACGGCACUCGACUCGGUCGAAAAUUCAUUCCAUACGCCAUCCAAGGACAACGAUGUGCUCAAAGGGUUCGGAGGCGCCGAGAACGCGAGACGCUCGCCCGCGGGCUUCAAGCUUAGCACGCCACGAGCGGGAUCCGGCCCAAAGGCGAGCAGAAGCGCGUUGAACAGUAGACACGGACUUCCAAACACAGCCAUCCCGAAGGGGGAGUUUACCCCCCUGAUGAGAAGCGCGACGAAGAACAAUUUCCUGAAGAACGUGUCGACGACGCGAAGGCAUGGGUCCAAGACGCCAGGCUAUACGCGAACAAGCUCGUUGAGCGCGGUCAACACCCCUGGGUUGCCGUCGAUGGAGAUGACGGAUAUUGAUGAGGAGGACGCGACGGAUGAGCAGCGGACCCCAAUGCCUCAGGACAGUAGCAUGCAGAGUACACCGCUCCCGGCUUUGUCCAGGGAAGGAGGCAUGGACGGGCAGCAGAAUAUGAUGUCUUUACGGGAACAGGAAAAGAUGAUUGAUCAACUCGAGAAAGACAAUUUUGGAUUGAAACUGAAAAUUCACUUUCUACAAGAACAACUGCAGAAGGCGGGCCCCUCGCACAAUCAAGCAGCGUUAAAGGAAAACACCGAACUCAAGGUUUCGAAAUUGACGAUGCAACGCGAUAUUGCACGAUACAAGAAGAGCCUCCAACAAGCCGAGCGCGAACUAGAAUCCUACCGCAUUGAAUUCCAAGAGCUGAAAGAAAAGUCACGGAGGCGGCAAUCGGACGACACAAUACAGCGCGAGAUGGAUUUGAUGAGGGAGGAGGUGGAAGCGAGGGACAACCAAAUCAGAGAGCUCCAAGAGGAGCUACGAGACGAAAAGGACAACCAAUCACGGGAAAUGGAGAAGCUUCGAGAUGAAAUCGAGGAUCUGGAAGCAUCGCUAAGGCAGAAGGAUCGGACGAUCGACGAACGUGACGAGGAGAUAGAAGAAUUGAAGGAUAGGGAUGGCAAGGAGCGCGAUGCCCUCUCCGAGCUGGAAGCAGAACUUCAACGUGCGAAAGAGCAAAUAGAAGAGCUGCAGGAUUCGCUAAGCCAAGCUAAGCUAGAAGCGAGGGAAGCGAGAGACGCCGGACUAGAGGCCGUCAAGGAGAAGGAACAAGCCCAACAAGACCUCCAGGAAUUGCAUGAUGAAAUGGCAAACAAGUCUAUCAGCACGAGUGGACUAACCCGUCAGCUCGAAGAGAAGGCGAACAAGCUUGAGGAGGACUUGCGGAGCCUACAGCAGGAGAACAGCACUCUCAAGAGAGAACUCGACAACAAGGCCCGGAACGAGGAUCGUCUCCAAGAGCAGUAUCGGGAUGGCCAGCGGAGCUUUGAUGACAGGGAGCGCAAAUUCCACAAUGAUCUCGCGCAGGCAAGACGGGAAUGUGACCUUUCUCGGCAAGAACGUGAUAAGUUGGCAGCUCAAUUGCAGGAUGCACUGGACGAAAUCCAGCGCAAGGCUGAUGAGAAAGAACUGCUACAAACCCGACACAGCGCUUUGACGGAUGAAUCUGGUAGUCUACAACAUGACUUGGCCAACGCACAAAACAAGAUUCGAGAGCUACAGCAAGCGGUCGAGGACGAAAGACAUCGUGCACUGGACCAAGCCAACAUUAUUCGUACUCAAUACAAGGACGAAGUCGAGAGGCAGCAAGAAGAAAUUGAAGCCCUGCAUCAUGAGAUUGAGGACAAAGAAGGGCAUUUUGCGCUUGAACAGGACAGAUGGGAGAGCGCAAGGCGAACCCUGCAGCUCCAGAAGGACAGGGCUGAGGAUCAGGCGGCUGGCUUUAAGCGCACGAUUGAGAAGCUCGAACAAGUGGAGCAUACUCUGUCUGGAAAAGAGAUGAAGUUGCAAGAAGUCAUUGACAGCGAAAAGACGCGACAUUUUAACUCGGAGGCUGUCCUGAGUCGACAGGUCAAGGAAUUGAACGACGACCUGACAUCAAAGCGAGAGAUAAUUGACGAACAGAGGAACGAACUCUUGUCCACCAGAGAGGAAUUGAGACUUGUACGACGCGCAGAGACGACUCUCAAAGAGAGAGUCCAAGCAUUAGAGGAUGAGAUUGUGGUCCUGCAAGCAAACCUGGAAGAAGAACAGGAAUUCGCUAAGGGUCGUACACAGAAAGGAUCCUUGGAGCAGGACAGCCAGGUGCAAAAACUGUUAACAGAAAAGCAAAGACUUCGGGAUCAGCUUGCGAAUGCCCACGUUGAAUUGCACGACUUACGGACUUCUUUUACCGAGACUGAAGCUGAACGCGAUGAGCUUCAAAGCCAACUUGACCAGGUUCAAAACCAGGUUGACGACACGACACGUUUCGACAAAGAGAAGGUUGACCUGCGCAAGUCGACUCUGCGUCUCGAAGCCGAGCUCAAGCGCCUAAAGGAAGACAAGUCAUCCCUUCUUGAGACGAAGGAAACACUGGAGAAACAGCUUAGCACUGAGAUUGAGCGUGCUACGCUGGAAGAGAACCGUCUUUCGGCAGAAAUCGACCAGCUCCAGGAUAAGCUACACACAACUUCCGGAGGCAGGGAACGUGAACUCGCUCUCGCCAAAAGUAAGAUACAACGUCUCGAGAGACGUAUCCAAGAACUCGAAACACUCCUUCGCGAGCAUCCGCAUACUGAGCCUGAGCUUGAGCAUUCAACUGCACACGCGGACCUUUCGAUGCUCCGUCAUGGCUUAGACGAAGCACGGAAACGUGAGAAGGUGCUUCUCCAGCGGGAAGCUGAGCAGAAAUCGUCCGUGCGGGCCUACAAGGCACGAAUUUCCGAGCUCGAGAGGGAACUGCAUGAAUCCUUGAUGAAUAAGUUCGAAACUCGAUCACCAUCAUCGUCACCCUCAAACAAGCUCCAUGAUGAACUCCGCAGCAUGCGGAAGCAAUUGUCCGAAGCACACCGAGCACUCAAGGAAGUGAAGCAGAAGAACCGCGACCUGGAGCGAGCUGCCAUGAGAGAAGAAGACCAGCGUGACCUCCAUGAACUACUCAAAUCAUCCACCCUCGAGGCCGAAGCGCUCGCCCUCAAGGUAUCGGAGCGUGAUGCCCGUCUCAACGAGCUCAAGUCCCAAAUGCGCCGAAUCCGCGAUGAGCGGUCGUUCUGCGCGCGUAGAGCCGAAAUGUCUCUCAAGGAACUCGAGGCUCUGCAAGAUCGUUACGACCAGCUUGUGGAGAAGCUGGGAACCAGGACCGACAGCAAGACCCGACACGACAAGGAAAUUCUGGGUCUCGGCAAGGAGAUCAUCUGGCUCCGUGCUCGUCUAAAGCGAGAGGAGAAAUUCCGUCGCGAUCUGGCUUGGAGUAAAGGAUUGAUGGAGCUGGGCGAGCGCGUCCGGGUUGCAUGCAACGAAGCCGACCUGCGCAUGAUCUCAGACAUGGGCGUCAAACCCAGAGACCGCACCCCCCUCCGGACUCCCCAAGCGAAACUCAAGACCGCCAUCUCCAUGGUCAAAGCCAUCGUCCGCAUGCGACGAAUGAGCCAGGACUGGAAGAAAACCAAAAAGAUCGGCGAAGGGUUGAAAAGGGCCAAGAACGAAGUCAUGAAGCGAAGAGAGUCUUCGAACAAAUACUGA
This is a messenger RNA of Aspergillus aculeatus ATCC 16872, 3896 nucleotides long. Its product is annotated as putative spindle-pole body protein (Pcp1). Gene Ontology annotation, cellular component: microtubule organizing center. Bases 213 to 3896 code for a protein of 1227 amino acids. The transcript is spliced from 3 exons. The record is from RefSeq and is a predicted model, not a curated record. Lineage: Eukaryota; Fungi; Ascomycota; Eurotiomycetes; Eurotiales; Aspergillaceae.